UCUAUAUUUAUCUGCAAUUCUGCUUAUAUAGCUGAAAACAUCUCUGUGUUCUGCUGAAAUCACAUUCGUUCUUCUCUCUUCCAUCAAAAUGGGUUUAGGCAUGAGCCUCCUUGGAAAAGGGAUGCCAUCAGCGAAGAUGUUGGGGUUUUUAACAGAUACACUUUACAAGCAGUUUACUGAAAAACCUAUUGGAACUUUUGAGGAAUUCCAUCUUGCUAUUCUUGACAUUUUCAACUCAUUCAAUUCAGCUUUGCCCGGUAGGCAUUACGAUGUACCAACACGAGAAGAUGUAGAGGAAUAUUAUAAGAAAUGGCAAGAAGAGACUGACGCAGAAAAGAAGAAGAAGGUGUUCAUGGAAUUGAUGACAACAAAAGUAAACACAAGCAAGCUAGAUGAUUCUACCAUGGUCGUAGGAUUGCUGACACCCCCGGCUGCCAUGGCUGUGAAGAGGGUCGGCGAGACUGUCCCACAGAUUCGAGUGAUCAAGGCCAUUCCUGAUGUUAUCUUUGUGCCAUCUGCAACUUUGAUAGCACUAAUCUCAGUUAAGCUCUCCAAGAGGAUGUCUAUAAAGAAACACAUAACCUGAUCAACUGAUGAUGAU
Messenger RNA from Telopea speciosissima, 601 nucleotides. RefSeq lists its product as uncharacterized. The transcript is spliced from 5 exons. The record is from RefSeq and is a predicted model, not a curated record. Lineage: Eukaryota; Viridiplantae; Streptophyta; Magnoliopsida; Proteales; Proteaceae. The coding region runs from base 89 to 586 and encodes 165 amino acids.